AUGGAAGAAAACAAAAAUGUAGUCGCGAAUGUCCCCGUGAAGGGUAAAUAUAGUUGUCUGAGUAAUAAACACGUUGUCUUUUCUCUGUUUAAUUUGGCAACAUUUGUUGAGUACUUCAACCUUCAAGUAAUAUUUUCCUCAAUGAGAGGGUUAGAGAUGUCAUUGGGAUUUUCUCCAAACCAACUGUCUAAAUUAACAAUGGUAGAAGAGCUUGCAUUGGUUUCAUUCAUACCGAUUUGGGGGCUACUCUCUGAAACCUAUGAGGUGAAAUAUUUGCUAGCGUUAGCAUUGCUAAUAUCUGGCAUAUUGUCAAUAAUAUUAGGUGCAGUGUCCAACUAUGGAUUGAUACUCGUUCUCCAUUUAUUCAAUGGCGCAACAAUGGGAAGUGUAACUCCAUCAACACAAAAGUAUAUUGUCUCUAGGAAAGAUAUGAACUUUGGAUUUGCAUUUGGUAUACUGCAUGCAACAAUGUGUACCGCUAGAUUAGUAUCUUCUAUUACCGUCACAAGACUUUCGACAGAAGUUAUAUUCAAUACACCUGGCUGGAGAAUAUGUUUAUUUUCCUUCGGCAUAUUUUGUAUUUUGGUUUCACCAUUCCUUUUUCUUAUACCAAAAUUUCACAAAGAUCCUGCAAGAAUUAUUAUCCCAAGUGAGAAAAAAUCUAUAAAAUCGCGUAUAAACCAUAUGCUUUCAUUUUUGUCUGCAAGUAUUCGUGAAACAUUCAUCACUAGAACCUCAAGAAUCCUGCUGGUGUUGCUUUUCUUCUCGGAUGGUCCAUUUGUUGCGUUCGGUUUCGUAACUAUAUUUUUGCAAUACCUUGGCCUCACAGAUUCAAAUGCAGGAAUAACAACAGGUCUUGUUGUAGUAGGUGGACUCUUUGGUGGUGUUUUUGGCGGCUUGACUACAGACUAUUUUCAUAAAAAAUCGCCGAAAUAUGGGAGACUGAUAUUUGGGAGUUUGAGCGUUCUAGUCAGGAUUGCAACAUUUUUACUAGCAUUCUCUCUAGUAACUAUUGAUAACAUGGAAAGACUAUACCCUUUGGUCGUUGUUUGCCUAUUUCUUAAUGGUAUGACAUUUAUGACCGUAAGCUGCAUAGAUCGUGCCAUUCUCGCCGAUGUUAUUAUGCCAAAUUAUCAAAGCUCAGCAAUAGCUAUUAGUAGAUGUGUCGCUGGAGUGGCAAGUAGCCUUGUGUUUAACCCACUCAUGGGAGUAUUAACAGAAAACUUAUAUGGCUACCAACCCAUCCAAAUGGAUUUAAAACAUGUACCAAAGGGGUUGAUCGAAAAAAAUGCAUAUGCACUGAGGAAUUCCAUAAUGAUCAUCAGUUUGAGUACAACAUGCAUUGUCUUUCUUCUAUAUAUAGUGCUAUGCAUAUCAUUCGGGAGGGAUGCAGCAUGGAUCAAACACAGAAUUGCAUCUAGAGAGGAGCGCAAGCUGGAGGAUUUAUACUCUACGACAAGUGAGGAGGCUCGAAACUAUCAUUCAGCCUUUAAAGCUGAUAAAGACGAUUUGCUAUCUGUAAUUCAACACUUAACGUUUUCAAUGUCAACAAAUUGUAAUAAAGAUUUGAAUUUAAUUAUAUUUACAACUUGUGAAGUCAAAGCGUUCUCAUCAAAGUGUUGUGACUCUAUAAGGGAGUGGUUACUGUUAGCAUCAACUACUUUUACUCCUAAACCAUCCAUAAAUUUUACUGAAAUCAACGUAAUUACGUCUGAUAUUCCGACUAUAACUCAGCUACUUCAGUACGAUGGUGUUAUACUAACCGGGAGUUUUUCUUCUAUUGGUGAGAAUAAACCAUGGAUGCAAAAACUCUGCAAUACUAUUAGGCUAUGCUUUUUGAAUGAGAUUCCAAUUUAUGGUGUAUGCUUUGGGUUCCAAAUCAUUUCAUAUGCCUUCGGAUCUUCAUUCAUGGUUGCUCCUUAUGGAUACAAUUUUGGAUGCCUUGAAUAUAAUUUGACAGAUGAUGCCUUAUCACUUAUUACACCUCAUGUUGAGCAUCUCAUAAGAGAAAAUAGUGCUUCUGGGCUGGUAUCAGGUGAUGUAUCUGUUCAUAUCCCACCAGAUAUUUCGCCCGCAAGAAUUGUAUUUAAAUCGGAUGAAAAUCUGAAAGGCAAUUCGUUUGGUUUGGCUAAUAAACAGUAUGCUAUUUUUUCUCAUAAUGAUAUUGUAACAUCGCUUCCUAAUGUCAGCAACAUUGAGUUUUGGGAUACUCCUGAACAUGAGAAAAAGGAUAUUUCAGAAAACUUAUCGGAUAUGGUCGCUAUAAACAUUGGCAGUAACAAAAUAGCUCCUGUCCUCGGGUUAAUCUUGGGUAAUAAAAAGAAGAAGUUCAUGUUGUCCGUUCAAGCCCAUCCAGAAUUUGACGCUCCAUCAGGUAAUAUUGAAUCUGCCAAAUAUUGA
Molecule: messenger RNA, 2400 nt
Organism: Theileria equi strain WA
Lineage: Eukaryota; Apicomplexa; Aconoidasida; Piroplasmida; Theileriidae
Exons: 9
Coding region: 1-2400 (799 amino acids)
Biological process (GO): transmembrane transport
Cellular component (GO): membrane
Molecular function (GO): transmembrane transporter activity
Source: RefSeq, a predicted model, not a curated record